UAAUUAUCCUCCCCCUUCCCACCUCCCUCUUCUCUUCUCUAUCUCUUACCAUCCUUCCCUUCCUAGCCCAUCCGACCCCAGAACACUGCUAAGAGAGAAGAAAGCAAAAAAAGAAGUAUUCAUUACCUGCAUCAAAUCACAGAAAGAAGGGAGGCCGGGAGGGUGAUUCCAUCAAAUGGCGUCGUCGUCUUCGGUGGUGCAGGUGCCGUCGUCGUCCGGGUCUGCGGAGGAGGCUGCGGCGGCGGCAGUGGCUGCGGCGGCGGCGGCGGCGUCAUCGACGAGUUCGCCAUGCGCGGCGUGCAAGUUUUUGCGGCGGAAGUGCCAGCCGGACUGCGUGUUCGCGCCGUACUUCCCGCCGGACCAGCCUCAGAAGUUCGUGCACGUGCACCGGGUGUUCGGCGCCAGCAACGUCACCAAGCUCCUCAACGAGCUGCACCCGCUGCAGCGGGAGGACGCCGUCAACUCCCUCGCCUACGAGGCCGACAUGCGCCUCUUCGACCCGGUCUACGGCUGCGUCCGCGUCAUCUCCAUCCUCCAGCACCAGCUCCACCAGCUCCAGAUCGAUCUCUCCCGCGCUAAGUCUGAGCUCUCCAAGUACCAGUCCGCCGCCGCCGUUGCCCCGCACCCCUCCUUCCUCGACCACCAAGCCGCCCUCCCUUUCGUCGGCGCACUCACUGGUUUCGAGUUCGGCCGCGAGAUCCCACAAAGCGCUAGCCACGGCAUCAGCCGCCGCCAGAUCAUGAUGCCGAGGAACCACCACACCGACGCGGAUCUGCUGUCCGCCAGCCUCAGUGCCACAACUGCUAACGGAGAGUACCACGCGGGGCUCUUGCCGGAUAUGAGCGCCGCCGCGGCAUCGCCAGCCGCCAUCGGGCUGUUCGGCAUGCGACAGUACUCUAGGCAGAGCGCCGGCGGCGGCGGCGACGAGCAAUCCAGCGUCGGAUCUCUGUAACGAUCCAUCUCCAAAAGGUUAGUGCGCACCGUGAAAUUAAAGUUAAAUCUUAAAUUAUAAGUCGUGGAGAAAUUAAAGAAAUCGCUCAUAACCUAGCAUUUUACUCUUCCAUUCUCUCAGUAAAUUCUUCAAUAUUCUUCUGCUACACCUUUAUUAACAUUUACGAUACUUCGGGAACUGUUUUGAUUUCAUGUUUUGUUUAACGAUUAUCACUUUAAUAUGUUGGUGAUUUUAUGCUCUCCAAUCAUGCUUGUUUUGUAACCACUGAAUUGAAUUAGCUCCUAAAUCAUAUAUCUGCAAGUACAGAUUAACUUUAUCGAUCUUGUCAUGAAAUCUAAGAAUAAUAUAUGCACAAUUUUUUAGGUAAAACUGAUCGUAUUGAGUCUGAUGCCUUACUGGUUCAUCAGGGAAGAAAGAAAUCGUUUUGUGCGGUGAAUAUUGCUUUAUAUAUAAUUUCUGAUGCCUGAGCUGCAGGUUAAUUUAAACACUGGAGCAUGGUUUACUGGAGGGAUGGAUCACGUUUAGUCAAACUACAAGGAACUGAAUUCUCCUUUAUAUGUCUGCUACAUGAUUAUAUUAUUUAGAAAUGCUUUGUUCCAUCUCAACUGAGAUCAUUCUAUAUACCGGACAAUUUGCAUGCUCUUGUU
Messenger RNA from Zingiber officinale, 1599 nucleotides. RefSeq names its product LOB domain-containing protein 6-like. The transcript has 2 exons. NCBI's taxonomy places the organism in Eukaryota, Viridiplantae, Streptophyta, Magnoliopsida, Zingiberales, Zingiberaceae. The record is from RefSeq and is a predicted model, not a curated record. Bases 176 to 952 code for a protein of 258 amino acids.